CGAAUUGCCACCCCAAUUCGCCAAGUCUGCCCGCCUCAUGUCCCUGAACUUAUAAUCCUAGACUUCCUAGUUAGUCGAAAAUAGACGGAAAAAGCUUCCCGACCUCGGCCGUCUAUAUGGAAGAAACCGUUGGUAACGGAACUCAUGGUGGUCAGCCCGUUUCCAAAGAAGACUCCGGAAAGAUGCUAUACGGAUGUGAUCACUAUAGGAGACGGUGCAAACUCCGCGCCCCUUGCUGCAACGAGGUUUUUACCUGCCGCCAUUGUCACAACGAAGCUAAGAGCGGGUUGACCAAUCCCAAGGAAAACCACGAACUAGUUCGCCAUGAUGUCAAGCAGGUGGUUUGUGCUGUGUGUGAUACUGAGCAACAGGUUGCUGGAGCCUGCAUGAAGUGUGGGGUCAAAUUUGGACAGUAUUUCUGCAGAAUUUGUAUAUUUUAUGAUGAUGAUACAACGAGGAAUCAGUUUCAUUGUAAUGAAUGUGGGAUCUGUAGGUGAGUGUGUUACAUUAUCUUCCUUGGCCAAUCAGGUGCCCUUGUAUAAGGGUGGGAGGCUCUGAAAAUUUUUUUCACUGCCAAAAGUGUGGCUCUUGCUAUGCGGUCAAUCUGCGAGAUAAUCAUGUGUGUGUCGAGAACUCUAUGAAGAAUCACUGCCCAAUUUGCUAUGAGUUUCUGUUUGACUCCGUGAAAAGCACAAGAAUUAUGACAUGUGGACAUACAAUGCAUAUGGAUUGCUACAGUGAGAUGGUAGCUAAGAACCAGUAUCGGUGUCCAAUCUGCAGCAAGUCAGUGCUCAACAUGUCCCGUACAUGGGAAACAUUAGAUCAGGAGAUUGAAGCCACAGUCAUGCCUGAGGAAUAUCGAUAUGAAGUUCGGAUACUUUGCAACGACUGCAAUAACACCAGUAUAGCAAACUUUCAUGUUAUUGGCCACAAGUGUCGGCAUUGCAAUUCAUACAACACCCGCAAGCUAGCAGCAGGGCAAAAUGGUCAAUGACCACCUCCUUAUUCGGUUGCUCGUAGAAAUUGGGUGUGGAUGCCUCUUUGCUCUUAUAGUAAAAAAAUAGUUUCUUCUUGCAUAUCAGUCUCCUAACCUCUCUAUAUGAGAUGUAUUGCACCACAAGCCAAUUAUGCAUAAUCGAGCAACUUUUAUGCAUCACCACAUUACUAUAGAGAAACUCCACAUCAUUAUAUGUGCCAAAGAUUCUGCUUAUUCAAUCAAUAGUCGAAAGAUUCUGUUAAUUAUUGUGUAAUAAAAGAAAGAUAAC
This is a messenger RNA of Cuscuta epithymum, 1265 nucleotides long. The record is from the annotation of a GenBank genome assembly. NCBI's taxonomy places the organism in Eukaryota, Viridiplantae, Streptophyta, Magnoliopsida, Solanales, Convolvulaceae.